Messenger RNA from Cokeromyces recurvatus, 976 nucleotides. RefSeq lists its product as uncharacterized. The coding region runs from base 59 to 847 and encodes 262 amino acids. Gene Ontology annotation, molecular function: cytochrome-b5 reductase activity, acting on NAD(P)H. Lineage: Eukaryota; Fungi; Mucoromycota; Mucoromycetes; Mucorales; Mucoraceae. The transcript is spliced from 5 exons. The record is from RefSeq and is a predicted model, not a curated record.
GUCCUGAAUUUUUAAUUUCCUUCUUUUUUUUUUUCAGAAAAAAAAUAUAUAGUAAAACAUGGCAUUCUCCCCUUCAGAAUUCAGAGCAUUCAAGCUUGAAAAAGUCGAACGCGUUAAUCAUAAUGUGUCCCAUUUCCGUUUCAAACUACCUAAUGAAACUGAUGUAGCUGGUUUGCCUAUUGCUUCUUGUGUCUUGUUCCGUGCUGACAUUACAAAGAAUGGAAAAACGGAAGAAGUCAUUCGUCCUUAUACUCCUACUUCUGUUGAACAAGCACAAGGCUACGUUGACUUUGUCAUCAAAGAUUAUCCUGAGGGUAAUAUGAGUAGACAUGUACAUUCAAUGAAAGUAGGUGAUACUAUUGAUAUUAAGGGUCCUUUUGAAAAAUACAACUGGGAUAGCAAGCCUGUUGAUGAAGUUGGCAUGAUUGCAGGCGGUACCGGUAUUACACCUAUGCUUCAAUUUUUGCGUAAGGUUUUUAGCCCUGAAUCAUCUCACAAGACCUCCAAAUUUUCUUUGAUUUUUGCCAAUGUUUCAGAAGAAGAUAUUUUAUUCAAAGAAGAAUUAGAUGGUUAUGCUCAAUCUUAUCCUGAUCGUUUCAAGGUUACUUAUGUUCUGGAUAAGCCUUCAUCUCAAGAUUGGGCUGGCGUUACAGGUUAUGUUACCAAGGACUUGCUAAUGAAGAAUUUGCCUAAACCUGAUGUUGAAUCCUCCAUGAUCUUCGUCUGUGGCCCUCCUCCUAUGAUGGAAGUUAUCAGUGGUGAUAAGAAUCCUGAUAAGAGUCAAGGCACUUUGAGAGGUUAUUUGAAAGAACUCAAUUAUGUUCAAGAUCGUGUCUAUAAACUUUAAUAGAACCUGUUAUAAAUUACAUCAAAGUGUGUAGUAAGAAAUAGGGUCCUUUUUUUUUAAUAAUGAUUUUAUUAAUAAAAACAAGUAUUCAGAGACUUUUUUUUCCUUUUUUUUUUUUUUAAUACAAAG